UAGAAUGUAAACCGGUGUGUGGAGGAGAAAAGGGGGAGGGAUUGCACUCACAUUAUGUGACUGACAAACUAACAAACUCUUAAUAGUGUAGAAGAUUUUUGAAGAGGAAAGACCAAAACAGAGUCCUGUGUGCCCGGAGCACGAGUGUAUAGAUCUCCGAUUCCUGAUUUCCUGGUCCUAAACUUCCAUAAUGUCACUCCUGACUCACGUGCUGGCAUGCUUGUUUGGCAUGGGCUCCUGGGUGGCCAUCAACGGAAUGUGGGUGGAGCUCCCACUUAUUGUACCAGAGAUCCCAGAGGGUUGGUACCUACCAUCCUACCUCACAGUCCUCAUCCAGAUGGCCAAUAUAGGACCCCUGUUCAUCACCCUUAUGCACCGCUUUCGUCCAGGUAUGCUGGAUGAACGGCCCAUUGUCUACUGCAUUGUGUCGUUGGGUAUCAUUGCAACAUUCCUUUUGGCUUUUUUUUGGAAGCAUACAGUGACAAUAGGGGGCGCCCUGCACAGUGUGUCCCUUUUGAUAUUAUGCUUCCUGUUGUCGGUCGUGGACUGUACCUCCUCUGUCACCUUCUUGCCUUUCAUGAUGCGCCUAGGCCCCCAGUACCUCACCACAUACUUUGCAGGGGAAGGCCUCAGUGGUCUGGUCCCUGCACUGGUGGCUCUAAUUCAGGGCGUUGGUGUCGUCCAUUGUCAGAAUGCCACUUUGACAGACUCAUUUAACCAAACACUUGAGAAUUCAUCUGUUGGUAGUGGAAAGCUGGAAGCCAUCUACCAACCAGCAACAUUUUCUGCUCAGGUGUUUUUCCUGUUUCUAAGCAUUAUGAUGGUUGUUUGCCUGAUUGCCUUCACCCUACUCAAUCAUCACCCUGCUGUGGCUCGAGAGAAGAAGAACGACAUGUAUUUCAAUGAAGAAUUGACGCCUGGGAAGAGAGAGCAAGGGUUCUCUCUGCAUGCUCAAACACCAGAGCAAAAGCCAAUGAUAAAUCCCUUCGAGUCUUCAAGGAGAGAACCUCGCAGCUCCUUUGGCAGGGGCACCUACAGCAACUUUGAGUUGUUUUUCAUCUUUGUGGUACUGGCCUGGGUGAAUGCUCUGACCAAUGCGGUGCUGCCAUCAGUGCAGUCCUACUCCUGCCUGCCUUAUGGGAACCGGGCCUAUCAUCUGGCUGCCACAAUGGCCGCUGUCUCCAACCCAGUGGCCUGUUUCAUUGCCAUGUUCAUGCCUAUCAGGUCGCUCACCUUCAUGUGUCUUCUGACUGUGUUUGGGACUGGAUUUGGAGCCUACAUCAUGGCCAUGGCUGCCCUAAGUCCUUGUCCUUUGCUGGUUCACAGCGCAUCUGGAACUGUUGUUAUAGUGCUGGCUUGGAUCCUCUUUGUUCUCUGUCUGUCCUAUGUGAAGGUCAUCAUUGGGGUUAUUCUCCGGGAUGAGGGCCAUAGCGCCCUCGUGUGGUGUGGAGCGGUAGUCCAACUGGGUUCCAUGGUUGGUGCCCUGUCCAUGUUCCCACUGGUUAGCGUCUAUGGACUUUUUAAGUCAGGUGAUGCUUGCAACACAGUGUGUUCCAUGUAAAGAAGAAAUAUGUUAAAAAUACUGCUGUACAAAGAAAUACAAGUUGCACUGAGUUUACUAUACCAUACCAUCACCAUACCAUCACCAUAUUAGUAAGCGUGAACUCAUUCAAGUCUUUAGCCUCACAUAUUUGGAAGAGGGAUGAGUCACCUGAAGUUCUUGCAUUACCUUAAUGCUUCAGAAGACUUAUUAAUCAGGUUAAUAAACACAUUACCCAUAAACCAUACAUUACUUUUCAGCUAUUAUAUUGAAUGGUUAACAUAAAGUGAAAGUAUACAAAUAUUAUUUUGGGAGUGUGUAUUAUUAUGAUGUACAUUUUUGCCUCUUUUGUGUUAGUAGUUUGAAGUACUUUUUUGCUGAAUAUGAUUUGCUUUGUAAAUGUUACAUUAGUGGAGAUAGUGUUAAAAUAAAUA
Molecule: messenger RNA, 1974 nt
Organism: Doryrhamphus excisus (bluestripe pipefish)
Lineage: Eukaryota; Metazoa; Chordata; Actinopteri; Syngnathiformes; Syngnathidae
Gene: slc52a3-2b
Product: solute carrier family 52 member 3-2b
Biological process (GO): riboflavin transport
Cellular component (GO): plasma membrane
Molecular function (GO): riboflavin transmembrane transporter activity
Source: RefSeq, a predicted model, not a curated record